AUGGUAACCGGUAACAACACAUAUACUUCAGUAAGAAUUAUUAAUACAAACAAGUUUCUGCAGCUGUAUACUCCUUUGCAGCCUAAUAUACCAGUUUCCCUCAAAAUAUUGCAAAAAUUAUUUAUUGGUACUUUCCCCUCAAAAAUUACACUUUCGCCAACGAUGUACUCAUCCCCUCAAAUUUUCCAAAAUAACGAAAAAAUAGAAAAAUGA
Messenger RNA from Theileria orientalis strain Shintoku, 213 nucleotides. RefSeq lists its product as hypothetical. The record is from RefSeq and is a predicted model, not a curated record. The coding region runs from base 1 to 213 and encodes 70 amino acids. The transcript has a single exon. NCBI's taxonomy places the organism in Eukaryota, Apicomplexa, Aconoidasida, Piroplasmida, Theileriidae.